Molecule: messenger RNA, 933 nt
Organism: Adineta steineri
Lineage: Eukaryota; Metazoa; Rotifera; Eurotatoria; Adinetida; Adinetidae
Source: the annotation of a GenBank genome assembly
AUGCAUCGUCUACAUCGUGUUAGUUUAAAUCGAAUAUUAUGGGCAUCAUCAUCGGAUGAUGAUGAUGAUGAUCAUGAUGAUGAUAAUGAAAAAAAGCAACAAGGUAAUAAGAAACAUACUCCUCAACUCAAUCCAUCUACAACUAUUCAACCAAUACAACCUACAGCAAUUUCAUGUAUUACAAAGAUCAAUAAUCGUCUGGCACUGUUACCUGCUUAUCCAUCAUUGGAUCAAGCAUCGGAUACGGAUCGACAAGAUCAUUUUCUCUUCCCUAAUACUCCUCGACAACUUUUAACACAUGAACAACGUCGCCGUUACGAAAAUCGUGAUAAUUUUCCAUCAUCCUUUCAAUUUAUUGAUGAAAGUAUUAACAAUAAUUUUUCUUCAUUCUUUGUCAAAUUAUAUAGAGAAUUGUUCGUUGAUCUAUCUCGUCGUUUACAUAUUAAUAAUGCUAUUAUUGAUUAUAACUAUCAACGUUUACGAAAAUGUUUUGAUUUAAUGACUCAUGAACGUAUCGAUUAUGGAUUACAAAAGCAUACAUUAACUGAUAAUGAUGUACUACCUAUCCAUGAGUAUGCUGUUGCAUUAGAAUUUUAUCUUCAAAUUGAUCGAAGUAUAUUCUUUAUGAAAACAUGUUCAUUUCGUCAUGCUAUGUUACAAUUAUCACCUCAUUUUCAUGGUAUAUUUUCUCUCCUAGAACCAUAUGGAAAUUAUGGUAUGACAGCAUGUCAAAAAUUAAAUUGUCAUUUCUGUUCUCCACCUUCCGAUGCAUGGAAUCGAAUUCAAAAAUAUCAAUCUCCAAUCAAAUUUUCUUCUAUACACGAACAUCAAUUUCUUAGUGGUUAUCGUAGUAUUUUGAAUUGUCCUGCGGUAAGUUUACAAUUACUUAAGAAUAACAUACAAAUAAUUCUUUACCAAUAAUAAUAGACAUGU